This is a messenger RNA of Homarus americanus (American lobster), 1161 nucleotides long. RefSeq names its product cyclin-dependent kinase 12-like. Bases 251 to 718 code for a protein of 155 amino acids. The record is from RefSeq and is a predicted model, not a curated record. Lineage: Eukaryota; Metazoa; Arthropoda; Malacostraca; Decapoda; Nephropidae. The transcript has 5 exons.
UUAUAGGUGUUUAUCUUGUCAUGACCAUUGUACAAGGUGUUUUUAAUGGACAGCUCUGCAUGCUUUCUAAGGUGUACAUCUUUUUAUAGAAAGGCUGUGAAGCCGCCUGGACAACAGUAUUCAUGAUGUUGCCAGAGGGUUUAAAUCAGAGCUGGCCAUGCUGAGGGAAGGAGUCCAGUGGCCUGUGUAGGAGGGGGCUGGUCUAGGCUGGUUGGGGAAACAGUAUCUACAUGAGAAGUGGUGUGAUAUCAUGGCCAGUGGAAACAGUAGUGGCUUAGGGGCUUCUCUUUUCCGUGGAGCAUUACAUGGCAACACAAGUAACACAAAUAACCUGAGCGGUAACAGCAGCACAAGCAACCAGCAGCAUCACCACCACCAUCAUACAGCAGGCCAUCACUCACAGCAGGGUGGAGUGACCGGGAGUCCUCACAUUCACCACCCCCAACAGCCACAACCUCCUCCACCUCAACCAACUUUAGGACCAGUGACAUUCAGCACAGAAGAGACUUCACGGAACAGAGGCACACCUGGGAGUCCUGACCACAUGUCCACUGUAAUGGCCAAACUUUGGUUUGAUCAUAAUGUAGAAUCAUCCCUGUCAUCUCUCAAGAAAGAAGAGCACGAUAAACGUACAAGAGACCUUCGCAAGCAGCUGGACUAUAUAACAGAAACCAACUGGAAGUAUUCUCCUGUUGAAAAAUACAUAGGCCAACAGUGAUACGCAGAAUUCAAUGACAGUAGUAUAAUGAAUGAUGAACCAGUGUGACUUAUAAUCCAAAGUGAAUUUUUUUUAUUAUAUAUUACUACAAUUACAGUACAGUAUAAAUCUUUAUAUAAAACUCAGGAAAUUGAUAAUGAUCAAGUAUAUUUGCAUAUAGCACAAUGUAUGACAUGUAGUUUAGUACCUGCCACUGUGUGUUACUGUAUACUUGCUGACUAACAACAUCUUAGCAUUUGUCAAAGAGACACAUUUGUAUGUAAUUACCUUUAAAUUUAAAUAAUUUGAAUUAAAUGUCUAAAGUGUUAUGUUCAUGGAAAAUUUUGUCACAACAAUCAAUAUUUUAGAAAAAAGACAUGACUGGAAGUUGAAAAUGCUUCUGUGGAAAAUAAAAUAAAAUAGUGACAUCAAUAGAUGAUGUAUUAGAUUUCUUAAGAGCUGUG